UUCAUUCACGAGUCGGACGUCGAAGACUAGUCACGUGAUCGACAUUGUCUUAUUUUUUUUCUCAUCGAGCGUUCGGCUGAGCGAUGCGAUUAUUUGCGAUAUUUUCACGCUUAAAAGUGUUUUGUUUCGAUGAGUUUAUGUUUGUUUUUUAAAGUAUUUGAUAUUCAUGUACAUGCCGGGAUUGAAAUAAAGAGCAGGAAAUCUUUUGAGGAAGUGGAGUGACAGCCCCGCUGUAAAUCAAGAUGGCAGGUCUGUCUUUGUAUUAUGAAGAUGGUCAAGAUGAUUUGGACGACUUUGGAUUCGAUGACUAUGGUUCAGAAUGUGAUGGGAUUCGGAUAACAGCAUUCCUGGAUGCAGGCCAGGAUAACCUCACGCCUCUGGGCCGACUGGAGAAAUAUGCUUUCAGUGAAAACGUCUUCAACAGGCAAAUUGUGGCUCGUGGAUUGCUGGAUGUGCUCCGGGAGUUCAGUGAUAAUGAAAAUGACUUCAUCAUUGUCAUGGAAACGGUGGCAAGGAUGUCUGAGGAUGGAGAACCAACAGUGCGAGCAGAGCUGAUGGAACAGGUACCAAACAUUGCCAUGUUCCUCCAUGAAAAUCGGCCCAAUUUCCCAGAAGCCUUCUCUCGGUAUCUGGUACCCAUUGUGGUCCGGUAUCUCACAGACCCUAAUAACCAGGUGCGAAAGACGAGCCAGGCCGCUUUACUGGUGUUAGUUGAACAGGGUCUGAUGAGUAAGGCAGAUAUGGAGGGAAAAGUCUGCCCUGUGCUUCUGGAGCUCACUGAACCCAACAGUGACGAUGACUACAAGAUUGAAGCAGUUGCGAUCAUGUGUAAGUUGGUGACCAUGUUGACUAGAGACACGGUGGAACACCUUUUAUUGUUGCGCUUCUGUGAACUCUGCAGUGACGUCAGACUUUUCCAAGUCCGCAAGGUUUGUGCUGCAAACUUUGGCGAGUUCUGUUCUAUUGCUGGCCAUGAAGCCACAGAGAAACUUCUGAUGCCAAAGUUUUUCGACAUGUGCUCAGACAGUCUGUGGGGUAUUCGGAAAGCCUGUGCCGAGUGCUUCAUGGUUGUUUCAAACUGCACGUCUCCGGAGGUGCGGCGUACUAAAUUGUCCCCCUUGUUCAUCAACUUCAUUAGUGAUCAGUCACGUUGGGUACGCCAGGCUGCGUUCCAGUCUCUUGGUCGUUUCAUCUCCACGUUUGCCAACCCUUCAAUCACAGGAUUGCAUUUCUGUGAGGAUGGAACCCUCCGCGAGAUACCGAAGAGCCACGGACACAAAGUGACCACGAGCAACUCCAGUAACAACCGCAAUUCCUCCAUCGAUGGUUCUCCAGACAGUCUGAUUCAGCCCCGUUCAGAGCAGCUACAGUCCACUUCAGAUCUGACGGGUCCACCAUUACAUCCUCCAGAAGCCAAUUCCUCUACCCAGCCCAACGAAGGCGGCACCAGCCUGGACCAGCCUAAACACUCAGCCCCUUUGUCCCACCAGCAGAAGGACGACUGCACAAUUUUCAGCACCUUCAACUUCUGGAGACCCCCACUACCUGACAUUACCCAAGAGCUGCAGCUACUACAAGAAGGGGAAAGAGAUGAGGGGAUAGAGACACAAGAUGAGACCAUGAGGGACACGGAAGGUGAGUGGAAGGAAGAUGUGCCAAGUUUAAAUGCACAAGGCCCAGCCACCAGCUCCCAGAUACAAAAGGUUUUGGACUGUCUUCAGCCCCACCUGGAUGAUCCCGAUGUGCAAGCACAAGUGAAGGUGUUGUCCGCUGCGCUGAAGGCUGCCCAACUAGAGAGUCAGAGAGAAGAUGCGGAUGAGUCCGUGUCAGAGAGUAACAGUUCCACCGGCUCCCCGACAUCUGAUGAGCUCAGUGCCAUGAGUGAACUCUCACUGACAGACGCACAGAUCUCAGACUCCCCCUCCAGUUCACCAGUGCUGGUAGAUGACUCUGAACACAGCAGUGAGGAGUCAGACCUAAUAGAAAAUGUGGAAGAGGACAAAGAUUCAGACACAGCUAAAACAUCCGACGAGGAGAAAUCUAAAAUACAGAAUGUAGUUCCACAGCAGUUGCUGGAUCAGUAUCUGUCCAUGACAGACCCCGCUCGAGCUCAGACCGUAGACACUGAGAUCGCUAAACACUGUGCAUUCAGCUUGCCAGGCGUUGCCCUAACGCUGGGCAGACAGAACUGGCACUGCCUCAAAGACACUUAUGAGACCCUUGCUACAGACGUACAGUGGAAGGUGCGGCGGACGCUGGCGUUCUCCAUCCAUGAGUUGGCAUUGAUUCUGGGGGAUCAGCUGACUGCAGCUGACCUGGUGCCCAUAUUUAAUUGCUUCCUCAAAGACCUUGAUGAGGUGCGGAUAGGAGUCCUCAAACACCUCUAUGAUUUCUUAAAGCUUCUUAAUGCCGAUAAGCGUCGGGAGUAUCUGUAUCAGCUGCAGGAGUUCAUGGUGACGGACAACAGCAGAAAUUGGAGAUUCCGAUAUGAGCUAGCUGAGCAGCUCAUCCUGAUCAUUGAGUUGUACAGCCACAACGAUGUCUAUGACUACCUCAGACAGAUCGCACUCAACCUUUGUUCUGACAAAGUGUCUGAAGUGCGGUGGAUGUCCUAUAAACUGGUGGUGGAGAUUCUGCAGAAAUUAUACACCUGUGAAGCUCGUGAUCUGGGUCUGAAUUUCAUUAAUGAACUCAUCAAGAGAUUCUGCCACUGUCCCAAAUGGGUCGGACGUCAGGCAUUUGCAUUCAUUUGCCAGGUGAUUGUGGAGGAGGACCGUAUGCCCAUGGACCAGUUUGCACAGCACCUUCUACCCAGUCUGCUCAGCCUCUCAUCAGAUCCUGUACCCAACGUACGUGUGCUGGUGGCCAAGGCGUUACAGCAGAGCGUGUUUGAAAAACCGUACUUCAAGGACCCAGGCGGUGCUUACUCUGAUGAGCUGGAAGAGGCUCUGUCUGAGCUGAGGAUGGACAAGGACAGGGACGUGCGGUUCUUCGCCACACUGGAUCCCAACAGAAAUGUCAUGGACACGGCAGCGCUAAUUUAAUAGCAUGUACUACCCACACACAUGGACAGGCACCAGCAGGAACAACACUAAAUGGAUUCACAGACAAGUGUUUACAAAUAGGAACUACUGACCAAGACCUUCACACACACAAUGUAUCCCUGUCCUGUCCUAAUAACGCUCCACAUUUGACAGUGCAUGCAUAUGUUAUGCAUUUAUACACAAAACAGGCCUCAUUUAUUAAACGUUUCUACUGAUAUGUAGCUAAAUCUAAAAUUGGAUCCUUAAAUAUACUUCAAAUAUAUCUUCAAACACCGAACAACCAUCUCACCUCUCUGAAUGGUGCAAGAUUUUAUUUGCACCUUUGCGGCAGCAAAAAGUAUUUGGAGACAAAAGCCGCAUCUCAACACAUUGAGAUUGUUUCUUUGAGAAGCCGCAUUGUGUUGUUUCUCCUCGUAAGACCUUUCAGAUGCUACCAGCUGCCCCUCCAAAGCUAACUGUACAUUUGUAAGACUUCUUUUUUCAUUUUCUUGUGGAUUUCUUUAAACACAAAGGACUAAGAAGACAUGAGCAGACUGACAAAGUGAAGUGCUACUAACUCAGGGAGACCUGAUAUCCAGAUUUUUUUUUAAGGCUGCAAUGCUGCAAAAUAGUAUCAAGCUGAGCCCAAGUGAUGCUGCAGAACUGUUGCUACAUUGACCAACCUCCUGUUUACCGGACCGUCAGGAUCCACACAGAUUGUUGUGAGGAACGGGGUUUAGAAACAGCAAAUUAGCACAUUUUUGCAGUUCAGGAGUCGAAACCUCUCUCUCUUUUUGCUCAAUCCUUUUGUAGCUCACAAUUUGCUAUUGUCUUUCAAUACUGACAUUUUAAUGUACAUGUUUUGAGUGUGAUCCAGUCAUACAUAAACUUAACCUCCUCGUCUUCCCUGAUUGUUGGAGAGCGGUUUUAUUUAUUUUUCUCACGUUUUAUAAUUAAAAGGGGCCAGUAUUUUAGAGAGGUGUCAGAAGUUGCUUUCCAGGCAACCUUUACAGCCACUAGAUGACAUAUAGACACCGAACAACCGAAAAUGUCAGACUUGUCCGGUCUUAGAGAUUACGUUAAAAUAUAAAUAAAAUCUCAAUUGGUUAAUUCU
Carassius auratus (goldfish) is the source of this 4137-nucleotide messenger RNA. Its product is annotated as serine/threonine-protein phosphatase 4 regulatory subunit 1-like. Gene Ontology annotation, biological process: protein dephosphorylation. Gene Ontology annotation, cellular component: cytoplasm. The transcript is spliced from 20 exons. The coding region runs from base 243 to 3044 and encodes 933 amino acids. Gene Ontology annotation, molecular function: protein binding; protein phosphatase regulator activity. The record is from RefSeq and is a predicted model, not a curated record. Lineage: Eukaryota; Metazoa; Chordata; Actinopteri; Cypriniformes; Cyprinidae.